This is a messenger RNA of Adineta ricciae, 2658 nucleotides long. NCBI's taxonomy places the organism in Eukaryota, Metazoa, Rotifera, Eurotatoria, Adinetida, Adinetidae. The record is from the annotation of a GenBank genome assembly.
AUGUCUGAAUUUCUGCAACGAAAUGAACGUCCCACGACUAUAAAAAUAUUUGACGUAUAUGGCCCUUUUGCUACUAAUCCGCGUGUUCGCACUGUGCAGCUAUGUAAUGAAGAGAUUGCAUUUGAAAUUAUGGCAACACCAUCUAAUUCUGAUGACUUCGUGAUUGUCUUUCUUAAUGUUAAUCAUAUAGUAAGUAUUGAAACAUUUCUCAAUGCGCUAUUCACGUUUAAUGGUGAUUAUUCGUGCUACAAAGAGUUUCGCGAUGUUGAUGAAUGCGUUGAUUUUAUUUCUUCGUUUAAGUAUGAAAAAGUUUUUUUACUUGUAUUCUUGAGUGAAGCUGAAUUGUUGGUGCCACUCAUUCAUGAGAUUCCGCAGUUGGUAUACAUUUAUAUUUGCUUUGAGAAAGAAAUCUCAAAUCUGGAUUCGAAAAAAUUGAAUUGGACGUAUCGUUUUCCAAAGAUUCGCGACAGAGUCUACGAAUUAAAUAAAAAACUACAUGACCGUGUGAAAAGCGAUAUAGAGUUGUUGCGGAUGCCUGUAGUGGAACCGAUGCUGUUCUCAAUGAAAACUGCGUGUAGCAACGAUCUUAGUUCACAUUGUGCAACUUAUCAGUGGAAUCAAAUGUUAUUGGAAGUCCUACGGCGUCUACCCCAAAACGAUAGAUCAAGACAAGAUAUGGUAACAAUAUGCAGGGCCCAAUAUCAUGAUGAUCCCAAUGAAUUAAGAAAAAUUGAACAAUUUGAAAAAAUAUAUCAGCCUCAAUCAGCUAUUUGGUGGUACACUCAAGAUUGUUUCAUUUAUAGACUAAUAAACAAAGCGCUUCAAACUGAAGAUAUUGAUAUUAUAUUCAAGUUUCGAAGUUUCGUAAUCGAUCUUUAUGAUGCACUCGGUGAUUUACAUAGUCAAUCCAAAACGGAAAACUCGAAUGUUAUUACAGUCUACCGCGGUCAACAAAUGGAAGCCAUCGAGUUGAAUAAUCUAAAAGCUAGUAACAAUACCAUCAUCUCGCUAAAAUCUUUCUUGUCUACAACAAAGCAUCAAGAUGUUGCACUCAUAUUUGCUGGCGAUGGGUCCAAUCGACCAGAAAUCGAGUCAGUACUUUUUGAAAUCACAAUCGAUGUGAAUCGAUCGCACAAACCACUAGCUGAUAUCUCAAACGUAAGCCAUAUGUCGGACGAAAAUGAAGUCUUACUCUCUAUGGGCAUGCUAUUCGUAGUACAGUCUGUUAAACAAAUGGAAAACAAUGUUUGGAAAAUACAGCUUACAGCAACUGAUGAGAGCAAGGUCAAAUUGAAUGAUUACCUCAAGAAUUCAUACUCCAGUUUGGAGGACUGUGAUGAUCCACUGUUUGAAUUGGCUAUACUUCUAAAUGAAUCGUAUUCGUAUGGCAAAGCGGAAAAAUAUCUGCUUAUGUUACUCGAAGAGUACACAAGGAAUCCUGGGAAAAUCUACAAUGUUCUUGGUAUUUGCAACUAUAUUAAGCAUAACUAUCGACGCGGUCUAUACUACUAUAUAAAGGCUUUGAAUUGUUAUAUAAUGGAAGGUUCUUCUAUGCAUCCAGUUUGUUGCCAUAUUUAUAACAACAUUGGACUUAUUUAUGCACAAGAAGAAGAUUAUGAACGAGCGAUGAGCUUUUACAAAACGGCAUUAGAAAUUCACUUGAAAUACCCAACAGUAGGUCCGAACGUAUUUGUGCGUACUCUAACACACAUUGGAGACACUUAUGAAAGAUUUGGAAAUUAUGACGAUGCCUUUAAAAAUUAUUUGCAUGCGCAUGAAAUCGUGGAACAUCGCCAUUUGAAUAACGAUAUGGUGGCAAUGGAACUAUACAGUAGCAUAGGUGCAGCUUAUUUAAAGUUAGGACAAUACGAUAAAUCAUUACAAUAUUGCAAAAGAAAUCUUGAAAUUCUUCAAGGAUUAUUUGCCGAUAACAAACUACCGAUUGCCUACGCUUAUCAGAAAAUUGGAGCGGUAUAUGACGCCAAAGGUGAAUAUGAUGAAGCACUUCGCCAAUAUAAAGAAGCAGAAAGAAUAUAUGCCAUUAAUGGCAUAUACAGUCAUGUUGCACUGGCUAGUGUUUAUGGCGAUAUUGGUGUUGUCUAUCGUAGAAAAGAAGAAUACGAAUUAGCGUUGUAUUAUCUACAAAAAAGCUUACAAACCGAGGAACAAUUUGAAAAAGGGAUGAGCGUAAGUAUUGCUAAAAGGUACAAUAAUAUCGGUGUAGUGUAUUGUAGUAUGGGCAAUAUUGAACAAGGCAUAGUAUAUACAAGAAAAGCCAUCAAUUGUAUACAAAACGCUCAAACUCCUGACGAAUCAGAACUAGGGAUAUUCUAUAGCAAUCUUGCAUCGUGUUAUGCAGAUCAAGGUAAUACUGAACAAGCAUUGCACUAUUGUAAUUUUUCUCUGGAAAUCAAACGUCGUGUUUAUCCAUCAAAUCAUCCAACAUUUGCUCGAACAUUUUCUACUAUGGGAGCCGCUCUAGUGCAGAACGGCGAUAUUUCAAUGGCUAUACAUUACUACGAAAUGGCGGUUAAGAUAUACAAAGAAGCAUUCGAUGUUAAUCAUCCGGAAUAUAAGACAGUCGUGAUGCGUUUGGCCGAAUUGAAACAUUUCGAAGCGCUUAUUGAAUACGAAUCGUGUUUGUCUUCCAAAAUUUAA